Molecule: messenger RNA, 1220 nt
Organism: Thecamonas trahens ATCC 50062
Lineage: Eukaryota; Apusomonadida; Apusomonadidae
Exons: 1
Coding region: 135-1220 (361 amino acids)
Molecular function (GO): protein binding
Source: RefSeq, a predicted model, not a curated record
CGCUCUGCUGGCUGGCGGCCUGUCAGGCGGCCGUGCGCGCCGCCACUCGUACCCCACACCCACACCCACUCCCCCCACCCGCUGACACUGCCUGUCAUUACCCACAUCCUGGCUCUCACCAGGCAGAUAUCCUUAUGUGGCGGCAUGUGGUAGAGUGGGAGGAGGAGGACGACGAGCUGGAGACGGUGCUGUAUGCGACCCCCGCACAGGUCGGUUUGUUCCACGCUGCCGAGGCCGGAGACGCCGAGGCCGUGGCCAUGCACAUCAGCCUGGUGCAGGCAGAGUCGACCGAGGAUUGCGAGUCGGGAGCCUUGGCGCCGCUUGACAUCACACUGUUGCGCGAUGAGCGAGGGAACACUCUGCUCAAUCGGGCGGUGUGGGGCGGUCACGAAGAACUCGCGAGAUGGCUCGUCGCCGAGUUUGGCUUCAGCAUUGCCUCGCGCGAUGCGUACGGCUUUACUCCGCUGGCGGAUGCAACGUGGUACGCCCAGGUCAAUGCGGUGCGAUUCUUGCUCGACGCCGGCUCGCCUGUGCUCACCGCCACACACAAUGGCAUGACGCUCAUCGACAUCUGCCAUCGCGACUUUCGGACCAUCGCCGAUCGCGACAACGACGUGGCCGCCGUAACGGCGAUGAUCGAGGCGUGGACCGAGGCACGGACUCGCUGGUGGAGGCCACAGCGGCAUCGGUACUUUCCCAAAGCCUUUCGCGACGAGGUAUUCACUGUUCUGGUCAUUGCCCGCUCGCACGAUCCCGACUCGGGCGAGUACCGCUACGCCUCGGCCUGUCUCCUUCCGUUGCUUCCAUCCGAGCUCCUCUGCCUCAUCUUUGCGCAUUUGGCGAGCCAGCAUGUGUAUGAAAUUGAGUACGCGGCAGCCGAUGCGGCGUUGGCGGCGCGAGCAGUGGCUCAGGCAGCGCAGGCAGCUCUGCGCGAGGCGCAGCGGGCGCUGAUGCGCGAGAUCGCCGCCGCUGCUGUCGUCGCCGAAGAUGUCGACAGCGAGCUGGCCGCUUAUGACGCAUGGGUCACCGCCUGCGACGAUCCCACAGUCACCAUGCUGGUAAGCCCGAGUCAGGCGACCGCCGACCAUGACGUCUUCUUUGCCGUCUCCUCCGCUCGGUCGUCAGGCCCGAUCCGGCUCAAGGUUCUCCGCGAUCUGGUGCAAGCCGAUGCCCAGCUACGCGCCGAGGCCCGACGUAACUCUUCUGGCUCGUCCAACUAA